This is a messenger RNA of Kogia breviceps (pygmy sperm whale), 839 nucleotides long. The record is from RefSeq and is a predicted model, not a curated record. NCBI's taxonomy places the organism in Eukaryota, Metazoa, Chordata, Mammalia, Artiodactyla, Physeteridae.
UCCUCUGCGGGUAAACAGACAUGGCCGGCGAGGGAGAUCCGCAGGACGCUGGGAACAACAUGGGGAAUCACUUGCCGCUCCUGCCCGCAGAGGAUGAGGAAGAAGAUGAAAUUGAAAUGGAAGUUGAAGACCAGGAUAGCAAAGAACCCAAGAAACCAAACAUCAUAAAUUUUGACACUAGUCUUCCGACAUCACAUACAUAUCUGGGCUCUGAUAUGGAGGAAUUUCAUGGCCGCACUUUGCACGAUGACGACAGCUGCCCGGUGAUUCCAGUCCUGCCCCAGGUGAUGAUGAUCCUGAUCCCUGGGCAGACCUUACCUCUUCAGCUUUUCAGUCCCCAGGAAGUCAGUAUGGUGCGGAAUUUAAUUCAGAAGGAUCGAACCUUUGCGGUGCUUGCCUACAGUAACGUGCAGGAAAGGGAAGCACAGUUUGGAACAACAGCAGAGAUAUACGCCUAUCGAGAAGAACAGGAUUUUGGAAUUGAGAUUGUGAAAGUGAAAGCAAUCGGAAGACAAAGAUUCAAAGUCCUUGAGCUCAGGACACAGUCAGACGGAAUCCAGCAAGCUAAAGUGCAGAUUCUUCCUGAGUGUGUGUUGCCUUCAACCAUGUCUGCAGUUCAGUUAGAAUCCCUCAAUAAGUGCCAGAUAGUUCCUUCAAAACCUGUCUCAUGGGAAGACCAGUGUUCAUAUAAAUGGUGGCAGAAAUACCAGAAGAGAGAGCACUGGGAGCCAUCCUGCCAGCAUCAGAACGUGGAGCGGAGCAGAGGGAAGGGACGGCGGAUGACACCGGUGGGAACCCCGCUGGCCCCGUCUCAGUGGGUCGUCCUGCUGCACCCGUAG